Molecule: messenger RNA, 1176 nt
Organism: Amborella trichopoda
Lineage: Eukaryota; Viridiplantae; Streptophyta; Magnoliopsida; Amborellales; Amborellaceae
Source: RefSeq, a predicted model, not a curated record
AUGGCGUCGGAGCAAAACCAAGAGGCCAAUCUAAUCGAUGGGAAAGACAUCGCCAACACCAUACACAAAGAAAUAGCAUCUGAAGUUUCCCAUCCAGUGACUGCAGAUACGUCUACUUUCUCUCCUUUGCUGGCUCCUAACGAGCAAGGGACUUCGAAUAACCCAUCAUUUUGCUUUGGUUGGGUGGUGCGUGUUGUCCAGGGUGCGCAGUACACAAGACUGAGUACUAAGUGCACUUAUGUUCCUGGGCUGGCAGUUUUUGUUGUAGGCCACACAAAAAAAUCACAAAGUUAUGUCAAUAUGAAGAGAAAAGCUUGUUCAGAAGUUGGUAUUAAGUUCUUUGCUAUAAAACUUCCAGAAGAUGUAUCUGAAGAGGAAAUGAUUUGGAAAGUUCAUGAGUUUAAUGCCGAUCCUGAUGUGCAUGGAAUGCUUGUCCAACUUCCCUUGCCAAAGCAUGUUAAUGAAGAGAAAGUCUUAAGUGAAAUCAGUAUUGAAAAGGGUGUCGAUGGAUUUCAUCCUUUGAACAUUGGCAAACUUGCAAUGAAGGGCUGGGAACCUUUGUUUCUCCCGUGCACCCCGAAGGGAUGCCUCGAACUUUUAUCAAGGAGUGGUGUUUCUGUGAAAAACAAAAGGGCAGUAGUAGUAGGCCGAAGCAACAUAGUUGGGUUACCAGUGGCAUUGCUACUUCUAAAAGCCGAUGCAACUGUAACCAUAGUUCACUCUGGAAAUCAUAAUCCUGAAAGCAUCAUUCGUGAGGCUGAUAUAGUUAUAACCGCUGCUGGUCAGGCAAUGAUGAUCAACGGAGACUGGAUAAAGCCAGGAGCUGCAGUUAUUGAUGUGGGGAUCAAUGCAGUGGAUGAUCCUACUAAAAAGUCAGGUUAUAGGUUAGUGGGCGAUGCGGAUUUCGAGCAAGCAAAGAAGGUGGCUGGUUGGUUAACCCCUGUGCCCGGAGGAGUUGGCCCGAUGACAGUCGCAAUGCUGCUCAAGAACACUUUAGAAGGUGCCAAACGUAAGUUUGGGAAUUAAUUUAUUCACCAAAUUUGAGAGAGAGAGAGUGUGUGAAGCCCGCAAGUUUAGAGGGAACCUGGACUCUGGUUUAUUGUCUUCUUUUUUUUUAAUAAUAAAUAAGCUUAGUUCAGUUUAUUGUAUUGUAAGAUGUUUAUCAAACAAAGGCUG